Molecule: messenger RNA, 5994 nt
Organism: Hylaeus volcanicus
Lineage: Eukaryota; Metazoa; Arthropoda; Insecta; Hymenoptera; Colletidae
Product: proteasome activator complex subunit 4-like
Exons: 13
Coding region: 192-5759 (1855 amino acids)
Biological process (GO): proteasomal ubiquitin-independent protein catabolic process
Cellular component (GO): nucleus; cytosol
Molecular function (GO): peptidase activator activity; proteasome binding
Source: RefSeq, a predicted model, not a curated record
AGUUAAUGCAUCAAAUAUGGCUACUGACAUGCAAAACAUGACUCGAUAAAAAUGAAGAAGAAAAUAAGCAAGUUGUCACCGACUCGGUAAUGUAUUAAACGUACAUGAUUUCGCAUUGUGUCGCGGGCUUUUUAGUGAGUUACAUCUGCUUAACCUGUAUCGUUUUCUUGUGACAAUACGUUUAAAUAACUAUGAACGAAGAAGCUGAAGAUACUUGCAACUACAAAAGUUUAAAGAAUAGAGAAACCAUGGGUUCACGGACUGGAAGUGUCAACAUUCAAUUUCAAAGGAAACCUAAAUACAAUAAAUUGUUACCUUAUGUAACUGAUUUAGAGACGGAAUCUCAGGCUUUGUUAGCUGAGAUCAAGGCAAAUUUAGGACGAGCUGUUAUACUUCGUGAAAUACAACCAGGAUGUGUUCUUUGGGUUACUAGAUUAUUCGAGUACAUAAAAAUCUAUGGAAUGAAAUUCAGUAAAGAAGAUCAUAUUUUAUUUAUAAAAUUAAUGUAUGAACUGGUUACAAUUCCUGAACUUGAACCAUUUUUAGUGAGUGGAUUUAGUUUCACACUAAUUUUAUUAUUGAAGAAAAAAGGAUUAAUUUCUCCUGAUGAGCUAGAACUUCCAUGGAAACCUCUCUUUGAUUUAGUUGAUCAUGUAACUGCAAAUGAAGAACCUUUCUUGGGAAUGUAUCGUUCUUUCGCAUGUUUAUCAGAUACAUUAAACAUACUUGUACAUGCUGUAAAAAUUUAUUUUCCUUUGAGUGCAACACAGGAAAUAUUAGAUGAGUUGAGACCAACUUUCUUCCCCCUCGAUUCCGUAAUGAUGUCUGCAAGUUUGGAAACAUUAGAAUGGUUCUUACCAGUACAGUUAUCUCCUAAACAUCAUUCUAUCGGACAUGAAUUAUGGUUCAAUGAAUUUAUGUCAUUAUGGGAGGUCUGUCAUAAUGCACCAACUUGGGAAAAUGGUAUGAUGUGGUUAAUGGCAAGAUUGGCUUCUCAUAACAUUGGAUACAUUAAUUGGGAACCCCAUAUUCCAUUAAUGUUUACCAGAUUUGUGCGAUGCUUAAGGCUACCAGUAACUUACAAUCAAAUACAGAGAUGUAAAUAUCACAAAAUAGACACAUCUCCCAUAGCCAUAUGGAUAGCAGCAGUUCUGGGAAAUGGUUCAUCUGCCCAAAUGUAUCUUGAAAAAUUUUUAAAAACUAUAGAGACAUAUUUUCAUCCAGCCAAUACUGGCAGAUGGCUGGGAAAAUUAAAGGAAAUUCUUGUAAAGCUUCCAUAUCAUUUUGUCGCACGUUUACACAAAGAACGAUAUGCUAAGCAAACAUGGGAGACACCUGUUCCUGAAGAGAGCAAAUUAACUGAUAGCGAUAUCGACGCGUUUGUCAAAAGUAUGAUGCCAGUAACCAUGACAGCUAUGGCUAGCAAGCUAUGCGUUAGCGAUGCCUCUCAAGCAUUGCAACAUCUUGCCACUAUGAGGCCUAGUUUAGUAAUCCCAGAUGUUUUGGAAAGAGUCUCUUCUACAUUGGACUCUCUUACAACAGAGCCAUAUAAAUUGAAUGCUACAUUGAGUUACAUGGCAGCCAUAGCUAGACCAAUGGCAGAAGGAUCUAGAAAUAUAAAUAAAGGUUACACUUAUCCAGAAGGACCAACGCAUAUUCUGCCAUUACUAUUUUUACUUUUGCCUAGCAUCGAUCCAAACGACACAGAAAAAUGCUUUGUUGCUUUUCGUCUCAUCUCAGUCUAUGCUACUUAUAUUCCUAUUGUAGACCCUUCCAUACUAACUACAAUAGUGGACGAGGAAGAGAGAAUCAUUUACGAAACUGCAACAGCGAGAUUUGAAGACUUUGUUUUACAAUUUCUGGACAGAGUGUUUUCUUUUAUAGAUUCUAGUUCUCUAGAAACUGUUAGACUGGAAACUCGUGCUGGCGAUGGGAGAAGUAAAUUGGAAAAAGUUACGGAAACUGUACUGAGGGAAGUGUGUACAGUGCUGUUAAUACAGAUUAACGACAAGAUCUUUGAGUGCGCUUUGCACAAAUUACGCACGUUCGUAACUGAGCAUAUUCUAGAAACUAAGGUUGCUGGACAGCUGGCCGCCGUGCUGUGUCGAAUAUUCGCUCGUGUUAAUGGCAAAAAAACUUUGCAUUCGUUGGUACCUGUACUUUCACAAACUAUUUUAGACAUUACUGGUGAAAGUAAUGAUAUUAUAAAAGAAGAAAAUUUAGACGGUCGUCUUUUAUACGCGAUGUUAUUAUUAUCCUCAAUCACUUGUACACCUGGGAAUAAUUUGUUACCAUAUGUAAAUACAUUAACUACUGUCCUGGAUCGAGUCCUAGUCUUAAAAUCAAGAGAAGGAAACGACCUAGCUUGUACACUUUUGAAAUCUAUUCUUUCUUCUUUAUCUACUGUGAUGCCAUAUCAAUUUACAUGUACUGAGGUCAUGCACUGGGGACAAGCUCUAGAUAUUAAUACUUUGAGCGUUAAGUGGUAUAUUCCUGGUGAAGAAGAAAUGGUCGCGGUAAAACAAAUAUUCUAUAAAUAUCUUUUGCCUGAAAUAAGUAAAUUACAAAAAUAUUGCGAAGACUGGAAUACUCUGACGAGGGAAGAGUUGCUGACUAGUUUAAAUAUCAUAAACAGCAUUGUUCAAGCUUGUGAGUCUGUUUUACCAGUCUGGCAAGAAGAACCAUUAGUUACAGUAAAAUCGUCUUUAAAGUGGGUGUCUUUUACGCCAACGCUUGGUAAAAAGGAAGAAAUAUUAAUGCCUGAUGGUAGUAAUGUGAGACGCUCUAUUACCACGCUUAUGAAUAAUGUACAAAAAGUAAUAUUGAAGAAUGCAGAGGACGACACGAAAAGUUUAUUUAUUUUAAUAAAGAUUUGGAAUAGUCUUUUAUUAGGAAAAAUUCGCUUAUCCGAUGCUCAUAAAGCGAGGCGCAAACAUUUCCAAAUUGUAAUGAAAAUGAUGAAGGAUUAUUUAGGAGGAAACAAAGGACUAAUGGGACCGUUUGUAUUACAAUGUGCAGAGAUUCAACACGAAACGCGUGUUCAUUCACAGUUUUCUAACUUAACACAAACUCAUAAAGAAAUAAUGUUAGAACUGUUCGCAUUGGCUACCAGCAGGUACGCCGAUGUGAGAUCGCAAGCUCAAUCCAGUCUCUCCCGCGCUCUUCAACAUUUAUCAUACUCUUAUACGUUCAUCGUUCCACAGAUAAUUGAUAUAUUAAAAAAGGAUGCUGAAGAAAAUCAUGACGCUUAUAAGGGUGUUUUAUAUAUUUUGUUUGGUCCGCAACAAGAUCCCAUAAUUAUGAAACGCGAUUGGAAAAUGCUGAGAUCUUUAUGGCCAGCUAUAGUACUUUCUAAAACGUCUGAGAAAUUGUCCGUAAUCCGUUUAAAAGAAAACUUAGUGGAAACUGUAAAUAAACACUUCCCAACAAUUUCUAUCAAACUUGAACUACCAGAAACAUGUUUAACGAUUGCGGCUAAUUUAUGGUCAACUUAUCCACAACCUAACCUACCUCAGCCUUCUAAAGAAGAAAUCGAAAAAGGUUUAGAAAUAGUCCGAGAGACAGAAGAAUCUAAUCUUACGUCUUACAAUGGUUUGGUGGACGAUUUGUAUUGUGCUCUUUUGGAAAAGAAUUUGCAUUGGAGACAUCGCUUAAUGGCAAUGAGCUUUAUUCGAGACUUAGUUCAUCCAGAUCAAAUGUAUCCUCCGAAAGUCGUUCGUUACUUUUUAGAAGCGUUAAUACAUGAUUCGUUACAAGAAAGAAAAAUUGCUAUUAAAGUGGUUAUGUUUAUGUUGAAACAACAAAAGAGGGAACAUUUAAAGAUAACUAUCGACCCACCAACGCUGGAGAAUGAUUCAUCGCAAGAAAAUCAAUCUCAGAAGUUAAUGCCAGGACAAAGACCAGACAAUGCUUGGCUUCAAUAUAAUUACGAAACUCGUCCUGUGACUGCGGAACAAUGGGACGAACCUAGAUUCGUGCACGAUACUUACAUCGGAUAUUAUACGUGGCCAAAGAAAAUAGAAAUUUAUGCACCGUCAUCGAAACAACCAUGUCUAGAUGCAAAUGUUCGAACUUUAACAGACCACGAGAAAGAAGUCGUUCACUUCUUUAACGAUCCCCAAAAUAUUGAGAAACUCAUAAGGUUCUUCAGCCUUGAAGAAAAAAAAGGCAAAGAUAAAUUCAAUACUUACAAAUUUUUUCUUUUCAAAGGUCUCUUUCGUAAUCACGGGAUAUUAUUUUUGAAGCACUUUGUGCCACAUUUACGUAAAUUAGUUACAGAGAAACAAGAGAGUAGCCAAAGAUGCGCGGCAGAAAUUAUAGCUGGAAUUAUCAAGGGUUCGAAACAUUGGCCAUAUAACAUGGUUUGCGAAAUGUGGGAUUCUCUAUUACCAAUUAUAAGGCUUGCCUUAGCUAAUUUGACAAUAGAAUCUGUCAUGGAUUGGGGUGUGUGUUUCGCCUCGGCGCAACAAAAAAGAGAUCCAAAUAGACAUUAUUGGUUACUGGAAUGUCUGAUGGAAGAACUUCGUUUAGAUGACUCGGAGUCGUCCUUUGCUGAAUGUGGCCGUUUGUUUACUUUACAAGUGGCCCUUGACGAACACUCGUGGCGAGUUUCGGAAUUAUUACAUCGUCUGUUGAAACGCACAGAAGAUAGAUUACUGGCAAGUCCGUUCGAGAAUGUAAGAGAACGAUUAGGUUCCGUUCUAGUGACAGUGUUCACCGCAGAUUUAAGAUUUCCACAAGCCUUAAAGGAUCAGUCAACACCGCGAAUAGAAGACUUAAUAAAUAAAAUAGUACCAAAACUACGAUCUCUUGUAAAUGAAAAUGUAACAUUUGUUAGCAAAGAAGAACAAUCCUUAUCUACGCAAGUGGCCAAUAUUAAAUGCAACGACUCAUUAAAAGAAUCAAAAAUAAAUAUGGAAGAUCGAGAGACAGCCAUUCGAUUACUUAAGACAGUUUGCAAAUGGAUUACGAAUACUGUGAUUCGUUCACAAAAUGGCCUGCAGCCAGAAUUUUACCAGAUAUUUCCGAUUAUAUGUCAAUUGGAAAACUGUGACACAGACGAAGAACUGACAAAGCUUUGUAAAUCUACGUUAGGGGUACUUGCGCAAGCGUUUACCUUGUCGCGUGAUAUACCAAUAGCAUUAGAGGCAAUGAUACAAAUGUCGAAACAUUCGUCUUGGUGGACGCGAUCUACUUGCUCGCAAUUUCUUCAAGUAUUAGUGUUUCAUAAUAUGAGCACAUUUUUAAGUAACUCAGCAUGGGUCGAUUGUGUCAAAGAUAUAGUUUUACGUUUAUUAGAAGAUGAACGAUUGGAAGUAAGGAAAAGCGCUGGGCAAGUUCUAAGUGGAUUAUUACAUUGUGCGUUUAUACCAGAACAAGAAAAUUUAUUGGACGAGUUUAAGAAAAAAGCAAAAACUAAAUUGCAUAAGAGGGAACAAUCGAAUCACUCGCAUAGUGAGGCUAAGAAUUUAAAAAUUGACGCUAUACGUAUUCGUCACGCAGCUGUAUUAGGAAUGUGUGCAUUCAUACAAGCUCAUCCAUAUAAUAUACCAACAUACGUACCCUCGAUUUUUGAACACCUCAGUCCGCACAUGAAUGAUCCGCAACCUAUACCGACGACAAUUAGGAAAACUCUUGACGAUUUUAAGAGAACACAUUAUAAUGGAUGGAAGGGAAUAAACGGAUAUGCACAGCAUUUCACAGAAGAACAGUUAGCUGUGUUACAAGACUUGACAAUGCCUCCAUUCCAUUAUGCUUGAUAGAAUACUAAAACUUGUAUCAUACGUUUCCUAUGGUUGUAAUUGAAUUUUUAUGUGCAAGCUGUGUUGACGGUCAUCAAGGACACAAUCGUGAAGAAUUAUAAAAAAAAAUACUUUGUAGUGAUAAUGUAAUAAUUAGUCUCAUAAUGUUUAGAAAUUUUUUUAAUUAUUUGGUGCUGUGCUAACAUAAUAUAUUUACCGUAAUUAUUUAUCUCACAUUCCCCUCCCCCCCCCC